AUGGGAAACCUUCAAUUGGAGACAUAUGAUACGAUAUUUUUCCCCAUAUGGGGGGCAGCGCAGAAAUAUGUGAUAUGUUUUGAUUUGCCCGACGGUAAAAUGAAUAUCAUAGACCACACUUUGUCCGAAACGAACACUCCCUUCGAAGUCAAGUACGGCAAGACACCAUUUCUUCUGAAAAAAUUAUUUUCUGAAGCUCUCACGCGGUUCAAAGUUCCUAAGAUGGCAGCCCAUGUGCUAAAAUGCAGAACACACGUGGUCACCAUGCCUUGGAGAAACAACAACGUCAUUGACGAGGGAGGGAUCUAUGUUAUGCGGCACAUGGAAACCUAUUUUGGAGAAAGGGAAAAGGACCGGGAAUGUGGCCUCAGUGCGAGUGGAACUAAAAGCGUGGAGAUGUUCCGCAUCAAAUAUGCAAGGACCCUCCUAACGUGUAUUUACAACACAAGAGGUGGUGACAACCAGAAGAAGGCAACGCGUUUUUGGAAAGAGAAGCCGAAAAACUUCAACUUUGAGAAUUGGGUCGAAGGAUACGGUCUAUAG
Molecule: messenger RNA, 543 nt
Organism: Salvia splendens (bonfire salvia)
Lineage: Eukaryota; Viridiplantae; Streptophyta; Magnoliopsida; Lamiales; Lamiaceae
Exons: 3
Coding region: 1-543 (180 amino acids)
Source: RefSeq, a predicted model, not a curated record